AUGUGGCCGUUUUGGGGAUUGGACCUGAACCGAGUCCGCUGUGACCUGCUCUUCACAGAAGCCAUCAAUCAAAGGAUGCAGGUUCCCAACAGGCUGAAGGUAGCAGAUAGCUUCAGCCCGGUGGAUGAGGAGCCAGUGACAGAGGAUGUCCCUCCUUCCUUUCGGAUGCACAUCCCUGAUAGGAUUUCUCUUGCAGAAAUAUCAGAUGCCAGUUUGAGGCCCAUCCUGCUCCAGCAAAGGAAGGUCCCCUCUGUUGUAGUGCCCAUGUCCCCGGACUCCUCUGCGCAGCCCACCCGCCUCGGGGAGCUCCCUUUUCUGCACGUAGCCAGCAGACCAAGCUCCCAGAAACGCAAACGAUCGGGCCAUCACAGCAGCAGGUCGCGGCGGGAGAGGACUCCAAGUGACUGUGCCCAGCUGGUCUUGCCCAGCCCGAGCCAGCACCAUGAGCGGCCAGACGCGUGCCCCUUGCCCAUGCGCAGUGCCCCGCUCCCCCUCCUUGCGGAGACGGGCAGGAUCUACUCCAUGCAGAACAUCUUCCAGACCAUGUACCUCUUGGGCCAGGUGCUCUUCCACCGUCUCCAGAACUCUCUGCAAGACCCAGUGCAAUCCAGCUCCCAGGAGGCUGGCCCAACCCCAGAGAGCACCUUGGAGGAGGUUGGGGCAGCUGAGAUGGCAGCAAUGAGAAAUCAGUUGACGAGGAUCUCGGGGAGGCUCCGCGUGCUGGAGGAGCAGUGCAAUGCCUGGCGGCAGAAGGAGGCCCUGGUCUACUCCGUGCUGAUCUCCGCCUGCCUCAUCAACACGUGGCUCUGGCUGAGGAGAUGA
Messenger RNA from Nipponia nippon (crested ibis), 822 nucleotides. Its product is annotated as mitochondrial fission factor homolog B. The record is from RefSeq and is a predicted model, not a curated record. Gene Ontology annotation, cellular component: peroxisome; mitochondrial outer membrane. Lineage: Eukaryota; Metazoa; Chordata; Aves; Pelecaniformes; Threskiornithidae. Gene Ontology annotation, biological process: positive regulation of mitochondrial fission.